UUCAUACUAAAAUCACCGCUUCGUCCCCAAGUCCUGAGGUCCCUUUCUUUGAUUACAAGUCCCCACGUCGUAUAUGAAAAGAAUUCUUCAAAGAAAAAAACCUAAGCAAAAGCAAUUCAAACCAGAAAAUGCAAAGGCUCUUUUCUGUCAAAGUUGCCUCAAACAUCCCCAAGAAACUCUCAAACACCUCCACUUCCUUUACUCUCCUCCAUUCUCACCCUUGUAAACCACUCUCUUCUAUAACCAAACCCAAUACCCAAAUUCAAAAUCAACUUCUCAACUCUUUUUGCUCUCACACAUUUCACCACCAGUCUCGUUCAUGGCACAGUUUUUCAGGGAAAAUUAUUUGCGGGUUUCUGUCAAACCCGGUGAUUGCAAAGCAGUUCUUGCUGGAUUCAGCAAAUACCCUCUUGAGGUUUUCAAGGAAGAGUCUUGCAGAUUGCAGAGUUCGGUUUCUUAGAGCUCAAUUUCACCGGCAGAGCUUUCGGUUCAACCCAAGUUUUGAUUCUCAUAGGCGUGGCUGGAGAUCAUCGUUCCGAGGACUAACAACUGAUGGUGUGGUUUACGGCUUGAUUAUGGCUAACGUUGCUGUUUUUAUGUUAUGGCGGGUUGCAGAUCCAAAAUUUAUGAGGAAUAACUUCAUGAUCUCACUAGACAAUUUUAGAAGUGGACGAUUUCACACAUUGAUUACUUCCGCAUUCAGUCAUAUCGAUGUUGGGCAUAUUGUUUCUAACAUGAUCGGGCUUUACUUCUUCGGAAUGAAUAUUGGAAGAGCUUUUGGACCUGAAUUUUUGCUUAUGUUGUACGUAGCUGGGGCUCUUGGUGGUUCAAUUUUUUACUUGGUGCACAAAGCCUAUAUGGCCUCAUCAUCAAAGGGCCAACAACUUUGGAACAAAGACCCGUCAAAUACACCAGGAUUGGGGGCAAGUGGAGCUGUGAAUGCCAUUCUGUUGCUUGAUAUAUUCCUCUUCCCAAAAUCUACCCUCUAUUUCGACUUUAUCAUACCAGUCCCUGCCAUCUUACUGGGAAUCUUUCUAAUUGGAAAAGAUAUCUUGAGGAUGAUAGAGGGAGAUAGCCAUAUCUCAGGAUCGGCACACUUGGGAGGUGCCGCAGUUGCGGCCAUAGCCUGGGCACGAAUCCGGAAAGGACGCUUCUAAAUCUUUCAGAAAUUCUGCAAACUCCUGAUUGAGUAUUGUAUUUAUUGCCAUUGUAGUAGUUUUUUUAUUCUCCAUCAACAUCUUUUAUCUUUUCAUUUGGUAGGUUAGAACUGCUGAAAAUGUAUUCAUUUUCCCUUUUAUGGUUCAAAAGAAAUAUUAAGAAAAUAACAUGUUUAGCAGCAUUUAUUUUA
Alnus glutinosa is the source of this 1348-nucleotide messenger RNA. Its product is annotated as RHOMBOID-like protein 12, mitochondrial. The record is from RefSeq and is a predicted model, not a curated record. The transcript has 8 exons. Gene Ontology annotation, molecular function: serine-type endopeptidase activity. Bases 129 to 1157 code for a protein of 342 amino acids. Lineage: Eukaryota; Viridiplantae; Streptophyta; Magnoliopsida; Fagales; Betulaceae. Gene Ontology annotation, cellular component: membrane.